UGGAUCAUUAUUGUGAAAUCAAAAACGAACAGACAUGGCUCGUGUGCUGCUUUUCACUGCUUUGGCUCUUGCUAUCGUCUGCCAAGUGUAUGGCAAGCUUAACCUGAAGCCAGAGGAGACCAUUGACGUUACAUCAUCUGAGCACUGCGGUUUUGUGAAGGAGUUUCGACAGGUGUUAUCGGACAAUCCCACUCUAAUGAAACGCUCUCCCCGAAACUAUUGGUGCAGUUCCACCCUGGAGCGAAGAAAGGAGGCACUAUGCAGCUGCCCUUGGCAUACCCUUAGAGACGAUGAUUUCAUGGAGGAGAAGAAAGACGCAACUAAUUUCUUGGAGAGGGGGGUUGAGAAGAGGAGUCUGCAUGAAGAAUGUUGCAACGAAGGAUGCUACUACGAAGAAGUUUACGAACUCUGCUAAGAAACGUCUGCAGAAUGUGACCAAUUAUUGCAUCAUGUCUCUUUAAAAAAUACAUAGCAACAGUAGGCCGUACACAAAAACGGAAUGAACCGUUAUUUGCAAAACUUACACUAAUAAUUUGUGCUUGUACAGAAAAGGAUGCUACAACGAAGAAGUUUACGAACUGUGGCCAGAAUUUUUGCAGAAUUUGAUUUGCAUAAUGUCUCUUUUCUAAAAAAUAAUACAAAGCAACGGUAACAAAAACUUCAACAAAACGGACUGAACCGUUAUGUGCAAAACUAACACUAACAGUCAUGUAAUAGGCAUUUCAAUGCAUGUGUAAAAAAUUAAUCAGUUAUUUGAACAAAAUCCUUUAACAGUGGGGUUUUCAGGAAGUUACAGAAACAUUCUCGGUGCCAUGAAAUUAAACAUUUAUUUUUUACACAUUAAUUUUAUGGCCCUGUUUACCGUAGGCGAAGAAUCGGCGCUUGCGGAAACGGGGAAUUAUGCACUUUACGUCAAGCGUAUUUCAAUUCUGGCUUUGAGCGUGCAUACGCCACGUCACUAGCAUUCUACGAUUACACAGCAAGCGCUGAACUUCGGCGCUAGCCGUGCCAGCGGAGAAUUGCGAUCGCAAGCGCAUAAUUCGGCGGUAAGCAGAGCCAUGAAAUUUAGACCUGGUUUACAGCGUUAAACAUUGUUAUCGUACGUGAAUUGCAAGAAAAUAAAAGACUUAUGAGAGACGUAAAUAAAAUAGCUCCAUUGACCUUGAUUUAUGUUUGUUGUUGCAAUGUGGUUCACAGAUAAUAAAAGUAUGAAUUUUCGAGGGCCAAAUACCUUCAGCAGCGCCCUUAAGACUGGUCUUCUGUUUUAUCACGAGCCUCGAGCGUGACGUCGGGCUAAAACC
Molecule: messenger RNA, 1301 nt
Organism: Asterias rubens (European starfish)
Lineage: Eukaryota; Metazoa; Echinodermata; Asteroidea; Forcipulatida; Asteriidae
Exons: 4
Coding region: 35-415 (126 amino acids)
Source: RefSeq, a predicted model, not a curated record